Molecule: messenger RNA, 2587 nt
Organism: Polyodon spathula (Mississippi paddlefish)
Lineage: Eukaryota; Metazoa; Chordata; Actinopteri; Acipenseriformes; Polyodontidae
Product: transcription factor EB-like
Exons: 10
Coding region: 830-2206 (458 amino acids)
Biological process (GO): positive regulation of DNA-templated transcription; regulation of transcription by RNA polymerase II; humoral immune response
Cellular component (GO): nucleus
Molecular function (GO): RNA polymerase II cis-regulatory region sequence-specific DNA binding; DNA-binding transcription factor activity, RNA polymerase II-specific; protein dimerization activity
Source: RefSeq, a predicted model, not a curated record
AUCAGAGAGCUGGGACUGAGAGCGCCUUGUUCCCUGUAAAUGAAUGGCAUUCGAGGGCUCAUGUGUGAGACGUGGAGGAGGAAGCAGCAGAAACAAGCAGUAUUGUGGUAACUGGGUAAUUGCAUGACUAAGGGUUUUCCUGUGACUGUCCAAGCUUUGGGGUCACGAGCAGAGGCGUGCCGUAUCAAUAUAUAUAAAAAAGAAAAAACUAAAAACAUGCUGCCGAGUUUGUGAAAAAGGAUCAGGAGGUAAUAUUCCAGUAAGGCUGUGGUGUAGUUUAAGUAAGACCCAUUCUUUUACUUUAUUGGUUUGGUUUGCGUUUCUUCAAAAGGAGCAGGAAGAAUAAACCUUCACGGAAUCCAAGUUGAUUGGCGAUCAUUUGAAAUUCAGAUCAGGCCUCCCUCGUGUCUUAGAAACUAGUUUUAAAUGGGAGUUUGUCUUCGUUCAGUGACUUUGUUACCAGAGUAGUGCGCUCGCUACCAGUGUCCUCUUGGAUUGGGAUUUCCUAUUCUCAUACACAUCCCAGUGCUAUAGGAAAGGGCUGCUGGUAGGCAACGAUUCUGGAAAUGCACCAGCAAGCCUAAAAGACUGUCUGAAGCAGAAGAGAGUGGGAAUACUUCAGAAAAUACUACAGAACAUCUGAAGAGGUACUCUGUUUGCAGUUUAUUACUUGGGAGCAACACAUUUAAUGCCUUAACAGUUGUGAUCCUCCCCGAUUGAGAUGUAGAGUUCAACACAUUCAAGACAUUGAGAUCAAGUCCAGCGUUUUUAGAUAAAGAGUGAUCUUGCCAGUGAAGAGGACUCCGCACCCCGCCCCGUCUCCUGCACCAUGGCCUCCCGCAUCGGCCUGCGUCUGCAGCUCAUGCGCGACCAGCUGCAGCAGGAGGAGCAGCGUGAGAGGGAGCAGCAGCAGCAGGCAGCCAUGCAUUACAUGCAGCAGCGCAUGCCUGUCCCACAGACCCCUGCCAUUAACACUCCUGUCCACUUCCAGUCCCCCAUGCAAGUCCCAGUCGAGGUGCUCAAGGUGCAGACUCACCUGGAGAACCCCACCAAGUACCACAUCCAGCAGUCGCAGAGGCAGCAGGUGAAGCAGUACCUGUCCACCACCUUCGCCAACAAGCAGACACUGCAGGCCGUGAGCGGGGUCCAGCCCUCACCUCCGCCCCCCGUCCCUUCCCCCCACAUGAGACCGGACCUCCUAGUCAACACCUCCACUGGGAACAGCACUCCCAACAGCCCCAUGGCCCUGCUCAACAUCAGCUCCAACCCUGAGAGAGAGAUGGAUGAUGUAAUCGAUGACAUCAUUAGUCUGGAGUCCAGCUAUAAUGACGAUAUACUGGCUUACAUUGACCCUGUGCAGAUGCCAAACACACUGCCCCUCUCCAGCAGUCAUUUAGAUGUGUACACUGGCCCUGGGAUGGCCGGCCCCACCAUUGGCAUGACCAGCAACUCCUGCCCAGCGAACAUCGCCAUCAAAAGGGAAAUGUCAGAUGCAGAAGCCCGUGCUUUGGCCAAGGAGAGACAGAAGAAAGAUAAUCACAACCAGAUUGAAAGAAGACGGAGAUUUAACAUCAAUGAUCGCAUCAAGGAGUUAGGAACCAUGAUCCCAAAGACUAAUGAUCUGGAUGUGCGCUGGAACAAGGGGACGAUCCUCAAGGCAUCUGUGGAUUACAUCAAGAGGAUGCAGAAAGACAUGCACAGAUCCAGGGAGGUAGAAACCAACUUAAAGAGAAUGGAGAUGACAAACAAGCAGCUGUGGGUUCGGAUUCAGGAGCUGGAAAUGCAAGCCCGAGUCCACGGCCUCGCCUCCAGCUCCCCCUCGGGACUGGGCGGGGUGGAGAUGCUGGGGCCACUUAUUAAGCAGGAGUCCGGCUUGGAGGACAAGGCAUCGCUGGAGGCGCUUCAGCAGCAGCACCAGCACCACCAGCAGCAGCAGCAGCUCUCCCAUCACGAGCAGCAGUACCCUCAGCACCUCGACUUCACACAGACACUGGAGCUCUGUGACAGCGCAGCCGGCUUCCAGGACCCGCUCUCCCACUUCACCGACCUCACCUUCACCUCCCCUCACAAAAACGACUAUAUGCUCAUGGAGGACGCGCUGUCCCCCCUCGGAGGGGACCCCCUCCUCUCUGCCAUGUCCCCCGACCCCUCGGUUGUCAGCAGCCGCCGUAGCAGUUUCAGCAUGGAAGAUUCUGAUGUCCAGUGACCCCCCACCACCCCUCCUCCACCCCCCUUCCCACCGCAAGUGUGUGUGUGUGUGCGUGCACUGAAGGGAAAUUACCAUUGACCGCUUUCAUUUGACACUGACAUAUUUUUAAAAAAAGGUAUGCUUUCUUACACUAGACUGUUUGUUUUAAAAGGUGAACAUUUAAAAGGUUCCAUGUCCAAAUUGUACAGGAUAUAAACUUGAUUUCAAAUCAUGAAUGUGGAAACAAGGCAAUAGUCAUUUUUGAGAAUAAAUUAAUUUCUUUGUUGUUUUUACUUUCUGUAGAGGUAAGUAGAGAUUACAAUAAAUAGUUUGGGUAGCUGAAGUCAGAAUAAUGGAUAUUAGUAAGUAACAUGUACCUUGCGGUCAGUGUAUAUAUAU